This is a messenger RNA of Gongylonema pulchrum, 606 nucleotides long. The record is from the annotation of a GenBank genome assembly. Lineage: Eukaryota; Metazoa; Nematoda; Chromadorea; Rhabditida; Gongylonematidae.
AUGGCGUCCCGACCUGCUACCGACGCAACCCUCCCGCCGAAAGGGACUCUACGGCGAGAAAAGAAGGACGAAUCAUUUUUCGAAAAAUUAGGAACCCUUGGGAGGAAAAAGAAGACGCAGCAGCUCGAACAAGAAGCUGAAAAUGAAGCUAUUGAAGUUGAAAUCGAAGGAGCCGAAGCGAUCGACUCGGCAGUGAUUCCAGUUUCGGCCACUCUACAAAACAUUUUGCUCGAAGAAGGUGAAGAGAAGAGAUUGCUGACAGCAGAGUCGCGUGACGAUCCACAUGUGCGGGAAAUAAUACAGCUUUUAAUUCAUUGGCUGAACGAUGAAUUAGCAGCGCAGCGAAUUGUUGUCAAACACAUUCAGGAGGAUUUGUAUGAUGGUCAAAUUAUACAAAAGCUCAUCGAAAAACUGGCGAAUAUUAAGGUAACAAGUCAUCCCUUCCUCAUACUGAAAUCGGUAGUGUCGCAGCCAACUUUUAACAAAGCGGGCAUGCAAAUUUCAGUUCUGCAUCCCUUUUGCUUACCUAGGUUUUUUAGAAUGAUCAAAUUUGUAUUUUCCUAUGGUGGCAUCUCUUUUACGACAUUCUUUAACGGGCUGCAUUAA